Molecule: messenger RNA, 1861 nt
Organism: Girardinichthys multiradiatus
Lineage: Eukaryota; Metazoa; Chordata; Actinopteri; Cyprinodontiformes; Goodeidae
Gene: tmem39b
Product: transmembrane protein 39B
Exons: 9
Coding region: 253-1719 (488 amino acids)
Cellular component (GO): membrane
Source: RefSeq, a predicted model, not a curated record
AAAUAACUCUCCUCCCACAGCUAAGAUCCACGCUCCCACCCACCAGCGACUUGUUUCACAUCAACAAUGAGUGUCUUCGCUGGCUUCAGUGCAAAAACGGCCAGUGUUUUUAAAAAUCUUCUGAAAAUUGAAUCCAUUAUCAGUUAAACAGACCAACCUCUUACUGACCACCCGCAGCGGUGCAAGAAAAGAGAGGUUGAAUUCACCCAGCUUGGACAGGAAGCAAAUAGGUGAACAGUGGGUGUCUUUGCCAUGGCCGGUGGAAGGAGAGGGACGAAUCGGACUACCUACUGCAGACCUCCGUUAAGCAGUGAUCCAGGCUCUGUCAGCAAUGGAAACCACACGACCAGUUCUCCAGUCACAGGGGUGCGAUCUCGUGCAAGAAACGGCUCCGGAACCUGCAUGUCCAGCCCCCCGCUUGCUGCUCAGACUGUGGUUCCUCUGAAGCACUGCAAGAUCCCAGAGCUGUCCUUGGAUCAGAACGUGUUGUUUGAGCUUCACCUCUUCUUCUGCCACCUGAUCGCCCUCUUUGUCCACUAUGUCAACAUCUAUAAGACUGUGUGGUGGUACCCCCCGUCACACCCUCCCUCACACACAUCACUGAACUUUCAUCUUAUUGAUUAUAACAUGCUGGUGUUCACAAUCAUCAUUCUGGCAAGGAGGCUGAUAGCAGCAAUUGUAAAAGAGGCAUCACAGAGUGGGAAACUCUCCUUCCCCCACUCAAUAUUUUUAGUGAUGGCUCGGUUUGCAGUUCUAACGCUGACAGGCUGGAGCCUUUGUCGCUCCCUCAUUUACCUGUUCAGAACCUACUCUGUCCUCAGCCUGCUCUUCCUUUGCUACCCGUUUGGGAUGUAUAUUCCGUUCUUCCGGCUAAGCUGUGAUUUCCGGCGAGCGGGCUCUCUCUCGCCGAUCGCGAGCAUCGGCUCCAAAGAGGUGGGCAGCGUGAGCCGCGGCAGGGACUACUUUACUGUGCUGAAGGAGACAUGGAAGCAGCACACAAGCCAGCUGUACGGAGUUCAGGCCAUGCCCACACACGCCUGCUGCCUCUCACCUGACCUCAUUCGAAAAGAGGUGGAGUAUCUAAAGAUGGACUUCAACUGGAGGAUGAAGGAAGUGCUGGUCAGCUCGAUGCUUAGUGCGUACUAUGUGGCGUUUGUACCAGUAUGGUUCGUAAAGAGCACUCAGUAUGUAGAUAAGCGAUGGUCGUGUGAGCUCUUCAUACUGGUAUCCGUCAGCACAUCAGUCAUCCUCAUGAGGCACUUGUUACCGCCUCGAUACUGCGACUUGCUUCACAAAGCUGCAGCCCACCUUGGCUGUUGGCAGAAAGUUGACCCUUCGCUCUGCUCCAACGUCCUUCAGCACAUAUGGACUGAAGAGUACAUGUGGCCACAGGGAGUUCUGGUAAAACAUAAUAAGAACGUCUAUAAAGCCAUGGGCCAUUAUAAUGUCGCAGUUCCCUCAGAUGUGUCUCACUAUCGCUUUUAUUUUUUCUUCAACAAGCCGUUACGAAUAUUGAACAUACUCAUCAUCCUCGAAGGUGCCAUGAUUUUCUACCAGCUCUACUCGCUGAUCUGCUCAGAAAAGUGGCAUCAGACGAUAUCGCUGGCCCUGAUUCUCUUCAGCAACUACUACGCCUUCUUCAAACUCCUCAGAGACAGAAUAGUCCUGGGAAAGGCUUACUCGUUCUCAAACAGCUCAUCAGACCAGAAAGUCAGCUAAAACUCCACUUCUGGUCAGUCAUGCUUAACUUGGAACAGGAUAAACAUGAUUAAGAGCUCUGUAUUUUUUCUACAAGCCAGAUUUGUGUCACAUUUUUGUUCUGAAUUGCCAUAAGAAAAAUAAAUAUUUUUGUAUUACUUUA